AUGGUGGACAGGAAGUCCAAGAGUGCGGCUGAUGCUGACUGCUUCAGCUGCUUCCGCUGGCUGUCAUCGAAGCCCUUGGGCACCUAUGCGAGGGCAGACCGUUCACCAGACACCUCCCCGCAAAGUUGGGGCCUGCCACCUGACAUCGAUGAGGUGCCCUCAAAGGAGAGACCUCGAGUUGGUAGCUGGGCAUCUCCCGUCCCUUCUUUUGCAGCACCGUGGGGCACGUGGCAAAUGCCGGAACCCAAGCUUCAGGUGCUGCCCCAGGCGCUGGAUAUUCAGCUAAGUAUUUCCGAGACACCAGGCCACUAUGUCAGCAAGGCUGUUGCUACUGCACAGCCUCACAGACUACAGGAGAUCGGCUGGCGGCAGGCAGGGGCAAGAUAUUCUCCACAGCCUGGCUUCAUGCUUGAACAGAUCCUGGCAUCACCGGGGAGACUGCCGCCACAUGAAUCACGCAGCGACAGAGCAGUCGCUGACGUUGAGAAGGCGUUGGCCGAUUUGCCGAAGUAUGCGUCCACCAACGAGAGAAUUGCCAAGUGCCCUCGGCGGCUUCUUACCGAGCGUGGCCUUGCUGGACAGCAGCUCCGGCGUGGUAUUCUAAAGGGCAGUACCAUUGCCUUCAUCACCACAGGUUAUGAAGGCAAGCGUUUCAUCUACGAAAAAGCCUGUGAACUGGGUGUUCGAAGUGUCCUCGUUGACAGUGCAGACUCCUGGAGUCGCCAGCUUGUUGAUGAGGGCAUUGCCGUGAAAUUCUUAGCGAUCGACAUGUCGCAGUCCUCUGACCGCUUGCUCGACUUUUUGAUCGAGGCCAUCCGGAACCUAGAGAAGGAUCCAAAGAUCGGCAAAGUGGACGCCGUGGCGACGUUUGCAGAGCUGUCUGUUCCCUUGACUGCACGCUUGGCGGAGGCUUUGGGUGUACCAGGUCCGGCACCCGAGUCUACCGACCAAGCCAGGGACAAGUUCCUGACAAGACAGGCCUUGGCAAGAAAUGGCCUCCCGACGCCCCCCGUCUAUGAGAUCCUCUCCGAGCAAGACAUCGACCCAGCCAUUCGGACCGUCGGAUUCCCAGCCGUGCUCAAGCCUGUGUCAGGUGCUGCCUCCGUCGGGGUGAAGAAGGUAGAGAACGAGGCUGAGCUGUGGUCCGCAUACAGUGCUCGACACCACGAGUUGGGCUCCAUGGUCAUCUCUAGUGGUGCCAUCAUCAAGGUGCGUGGGUGCAGAAGGGAUUGCUGCAGUCGUUCUGAAAGGGUUCCGGGCGAGCCGCGUCGCAUGGUUGAGGAAGCUGCGAAGGAGUUCCUGGAGCUGCCAUUGGAUUCCAGGCAAUGCCUGCCUGCAUUGAUAGCGCUGAGGACGGCGGCGUUCUCGGAUGGUUCCAGCUACACCCUGACAUCUUCCUUGCAGAAGCGGCUCCUUCAACUUCUCAGUGCGAAGGAUGUUACGGACGAGGUCCAGCAAGCAGCCAGUGAACUUUUGGAUUGGCUGGAGUGUGGAGAGCCAAUGUUGGAGCAUGGGCUGCUUGGGGUUCGGCCGCUCAUGUUGGAAGUGUCCGGCUCGGAGGAGAUGCGACGAUGGUUUGUAGGCCAUGCACCAUCGGGUCUGGCAAACGAUCCGUCAUCUCAGCUGUGUCCACGAAGACUGCAGUGCACAUUGCGCAGCUGCAAGAAGCAGGAGAAGGUCAAGAGCCCAAUUGCGAACACGCUGUAUCCUGGAUCGCAGCUGCUAGCCAAACUGGUGCUGAGCUGUCCAGAAUUGGUUGCCGAAAAGCGGGUGCUCGAGCUUGGGGCUGGGUACCAUGGAAUCCCAUCAAUGGCUGCAGUGCUGGCGGAAGCUCACACAGUCGUCACAACGGACGUGGACCCGCCUGCGCUUCAUCAGCUGCGGCUUAAUCUGGCAGACGUCAUGAAGGGACAAAGUAUCUCAGACGCGAAGGAUUUCGACGACUUCGAAGCCUUGGCCUUGGAUGGUCUCGGUCCGAAGGUCUCCGUGCUCCGACUGGAUUGGUGUGCUCUGCCCACAUCCGCCCCAUCCUUCCAG
This is a messenger RNA of Symbiodinium necroappetens, 2037 nucleotides long. The record is from the annotation of a GenBank genome assembly. NCBI's taxonomy places the organism in Eukaryota, Dinophyceae, Suessiales, Symbiodiniaceae.